UGUCGCUCCCCCUCUCGCGGAGGAACGACACAGGACCCUGCGCUGUUCUUUUGUCUGCUCAGCCCUUCCCGGGUUUGCUGCUGGUCCUUCCCGGGUUGGCUGGCAACCCCUCCACCUCCGUGGUUCCCCCUGCCACUUUCCCCACUUCCACGGGGGAGCGGCACACCGCCGGCCGGCUCUCUCGGGUGCUGCACAGGUGUUCCUUCAGAUAGAUGUUCCUCGUGCAUGUUGUCUCUCUCCUCCUUUAUAGUCCUCUUCCGCCAAUCCCAACUCUGCUACCCACAUGCCGAGUACGCUGCUCUCCUCCAAUCAGGAGCAGGAUCAGCUCCUGCAGGUUAUUGGUUGAACUGGAGGCAGCUGUGUAGAAGUUGUUUACUUCUCUCCCAGCACCAUAUUGUGGGAGAGCAGAUGCAUAGAAUAAGUCUUAAUUCCAGUAACUUAGUCUAGUCUGAGUUGCUCCCCACAAAUACUUUUUAAUUUAGAGAAAAGAAACAUAUUCUACAAGAUUUCCUGUUGGAUACUAAUUGGUUCCAUUCUAGAUACUAAAAGUUAAAAGUCCUUUUGAAAAAAUUUUCCAUAAUUUAGAUUGAUUUUCUCUAUUCAAAAACCAGUGAAUCAGUUGUUUUAUUGUUGUAAUAACACUUUAGAGUUUACAUAUUUUUAAAAUAUCCUGUUUUUGAUUUAAAUAAAAUCUGUGACAACUGGCAAUUUCAUUUCAGGUAUAUACGCAAAUGGACCAAGGUCAAAGGUAUAAAGGUUACAACACUCUGUGCUGAUGAAAGACGCUGCUGAUCCUAUAACAUGGAGGAUUGUCUUCAUACCUCAUCUGAGAAUCUGUCCAAAUUGGUCAGCUGGGCCCACAGCCAUGGGACCAUUUGCAGCCUCAUUCCAAACCUGAAACACCUGCUUUCUGAAGGUUCCCAUGGGAACCUGACAGCAAUGUGGGGCUGUAGCGCAGGCCAUGCCUACCACUGGCCACUAACAGCUACUUGCAGAGCUGGGUCCCAAGAGAGAGUCUGUUUCCAGGAUAAUAGAAGUUUUAACUCUGAUAGUCCCAGUAUAAUCGGGGUGCCUUCUGAGACGCAGACUAGCCCUGUCGAAAGGUACCCAGGCAGAGCAGUGAAAGCAAAGCUAGACUGUAACCGGACCAGAGACUCCUGUGACUUCUCUUACUGCAGUGAGCCCUCCGAGCUGGAUGAAGCCGUUGAAGAGUACGAGGAUGAAAACACCCUCUUUGACAUGGUUUGUGAGUCUUCUGUUACGGAUGAGGAUAGUGACUUUGAACCCCAAACCCAAAGGCCCCAAAGCAUUACCCGCAAAAGGCCUGGAGUGGUCCCGUCUUCCCUCCAUUCAAGCUCCCAGACGCAGAUGGUGGAUGAAUGCAGCAAUGAUGUCAUCAUCAAGAAAAUCAAACAAGAAAUUCCGGAGGAUUAUUACAUUGUGGCAAACGCGGAGCUGACUGGCGGAGUCGAUGGACCAGCUCUGUCGUUGACACAGAUGGCAAAACCCAAGCCUCAGACUCACGCUGGUUCCUCCUGUGUUGGGGCUGCUAAGCUGGUCCCCCACGUAGCAUCUGCCAUCAGCACGGAGCUGGACCCACAUGGGAUGUCUGCAUCCCCCUCUGUGAUCUCCAGACCACUCGUCCAGAAGACCGCGAGGGUCUCUCUGGCUUCACCAAACAGAGGACCGCCUGGUGCGCAUGGCUCCAACCAGCAGGUGGCUAUGCAGAUGCCUGUGAGCACAUCCCAUCCUAACAAACAGAUCAGCAUCCCUCUGUCUGCCCUGCAGCUGCCUGGACAGGAUGAGCAAAUUGCUUCGGAAGAGUUCCUGCCUCACCUGCCCAGCCAGGUGUCCUCCUGUGAGGUAGCUCUUUCUCCAUCAGUCAACACAGAGCCAGAAGUGAGCUCCAGUCAGCAGCAGCCCCCAGUCGCACCAACCAUAACCACUGAGGCCACAGCACAGUGCAUACCAGACCAGGAUGAAAGAGCGGCCGAGCUCAGCAGGGAGCAGAACGAGAAAACGAUCCGGAGCACGCAGACCGCGCUCCGCAAUUUCCGCGAGUUCCUCAUCGCCAAGUACCCUUCGGAGACCAGAGAGAUCUAUGUCAUCCCCUGCAAGGAGCUGGACGCCUACCUCGCCUCCUUCUUUGUGGAUGCCCGGCAGAAGGACGGGUCCGAGUACGAGCCCAACAGCCUGGCCAAUUACCAGUGCGGGCUCGAGCGGUACCUGAAAGAACACAGGUACGGCUACAGCAUCACCCGGGACAAGGAGUUCAAGCGCUCGCAGGAGGCCCUGAAGCAGAAGCAGAUCGAGCUCCGCUGCAAAGGGAAAGGCAACAAGCCGCACAAGUCCAUGAAGCUCACCUUCGCCGACGAGCUCAUCCUGCGCAAGCGGGGGCUGCUGAGCCGCUACAAUCCCGAGGGGCUGCUCAACCUCGUCUGGCUCAACAACACCAAGGCCUUCGGCCACUGCACGGGCUUCCACGGCUCCACCCUGAAGUGGGGCGAUAUCCGCCUCCGCGUCACGGAGACGGGGCUCGAGUACCUGGAGUGGAUGGGCCAAGACAGCGGGGACCUGAACGCCAAAACCAAGAGAGGCGGCACGGACUCGCGCGUGUACGCCACGCAGCACGCCCCGCAGACCUGCCCCGUGCAGGACUACAAGGAGUAUGCGCAGCGGCGGCCGCCGGCCAUGCGCUACGAGGACGCCCCUUUCUACCUGUCCAUCAAGCCGGUCGUGAACCUGGCGGCCCUGCACUGGUACAACUGCCAGGCCCUGGGCAAGAACAAGCUGGCCAAGAUGGUGAAGACCAUGUGUGAGAAGGGCAACAUCCCCGGCCGCAAGACCAACUUCAGCGUGUACCAGAGCUGCAGCACCUUGUCCGAGGCCCAGAGCAACCAGCUGGUGCUCAUCUGCAACAACCUGAGCCAGCAGGCCGCCCAGUCGGUGGCCGGGCGCUCCGGCGGCGGCGGCGGCAACUUCGUCGUGUCCGCUUCCUAUGACUCGUCCUCGGACACCGCCUGACCGCCGCCUCGGUGACUGCCCAAGGCGACGGGGACAGCACCCUGCCUCCUUCCCGCUCCACUGCCCGCAGUGUUCAUUCACUUUCUACAGAUGCAAAUAUCUAAUAUAUUUUUCUUUUUACAAAUAAGGAGACAGAGAUAGUUUAGUAUUACGUAGUCCGUACAGGCUACAGACACACGUGCUCGCGGGUGCUAACCGUGAUCUGCUCUCACACAUGCACGCAGCCAUGGCCCUCCUCAGGCUACCCCGAGUGGAGAAGCGAUUCCGUUUUCUAAAAGCCGUCAGGGGAAGCCGAGAGUCGCCCCGGACUCUCGCGUUCCCAGCUUCUGCGUUUCCUCCCAUCCCACCUCUCGUUCUCAGUCUCUUUGAUAAAUGGCUUUAUUUUUUUAACUUUAUUGCUCACACAAAACUGUAUUCAGUCAACUCCCGAAUAUGAAAGUGUUAUAUAAGCUGACAUCAAAUUAUCUGCACAUUCUUUUUUAGACUUAAUUAGAAUUUUAGCUCCUGUGCCUCAUUUUUUGCAAUGUAUAAAACUCUAGAUGUUUAGCUAACAUCUGUUCUUUAGGGGCUGGGCGGGGGUGAGGAUAAAACAAUGAAGGUGCCAUUCUCUUUUGGAAGAUACGUAAUUUUCAAGUAAUAUGCAAAGUCUAAUAUGGUGGCAAAAAAGACUGUUACAUAGCUCAUUUUUACCAUUGUGCUUGGACCUGGAUAGAAUGUUUUUUGUCCCUAGGGAGUGAAUCUAGAUGAAAGUUUGGUUAUGAGAUACAAGAAAUUUAAAACUACUAAAGCUUUGAAAAUGUUCCCAAGCAUCAGAUUGUAUAUCAAGCAUAAAUAGAAGAUAGAGAAUGGAAACAUAUUACUAGCAGUCUAGAAGCUCUAAACAAGACAGCAACACAGCUCAUCCUGCUCAAAAUUCAGACCCCUAAAUUACUUAUUUAUGAGCAUUAAACUUCAGUAUCUUUUUCUCCAGGGGGUUACAUGACUCUGUAGUUGCAAUCAAAGGAUUACAGACCCUCAACUUUAGGUAACAACAUUUUGUUACUACACUUAGCUGAAUUCAAAACAUUCUUGACGAGGUACAAGUUUCUUCUAGAGUAAAUACAAACGCAUUUAUCUGUGAUACCUUGCAAUUGUAGUAAUAACUUUGGUUAAACAUUUGUGAUGGUAUUUCCAAGAUCUUUGUUUUCAAGUCUUGAAACCUGUGGUAAACUAUUAGUUAAGAUACUUCAAAAGUAAAAUAUGUUUGCACAUUAGAACCACAAAAGCUGAGUUAGGCUCCUAUCCCAUGUAGUCACUCACACACAUAGACUCCAAAUCCUAGUAGGUUUGUUGAAUCUGGACAUUCUGUUGGGAGGUGUGUAUCCUUCAAGGCAACCUCACAAUCCGCAUUAGCUAGGAAGGCCGACAAAGUUCAUUCCGAUUUGCCUUCCUGAGUGCCGACAGCUCUGAGCUUGCCCGUGGCUGGGCAGCCCUCUCCAACACAAAGUCACAAACACAGGAAGCCCCAUGCCUAAACCAUGACCUCUCAGUUGGCCCAGGAGGAAGUCCGCUGUGCACUUAGUGUGGUGGAAUCAGCUUUGUUUCCGUGGCUUUUCCUCCAGAGAAGCUCUCAUUCGUCUAACCUGAAAUAAGAAGAAAGAGCAGGCCAUAGCUUGCCAUUUCCCGUCUGUGUGAAUCCCGAGGGCAGCUGCAUUGUUUGAGCCAUCACUGUGCUACGGGGCUGACGUGUAGCACACACAGUUACUAUAUAGUUACUAAUUUAAAAAAGAAAGCAGAAAAUGCAUCUGUACUCAUAACUCCGCCAGCCAAAGAUAAGUACUGUUAACAUUUUGACAACUAUUUCUUCAGACAUAUUAUAUGUACACAGUUACUUCUGUAGACCUUGUCUUCAUCCUUCCAACAGCUUCGAACAGAAAGUGAAUUAUCUGCAUUUUGUGGUAGGAGAUGAAGAUAAGUCAGUUAGGUGAUAGCUAAGGAGAGGGUUGUCUGUCACCUCCCCCCAGAGUUCCUUCCACUUUCUUUCUGAGCACCAACUCCUGACGACUCCUCGUCCCCGUGCACCUGAACCACAGAGCCUUUCUCUUCACAGAACCUUCCCGUUCUCCUUAUUCUGUAACUGGUCCCUAAGUGCCCAAGACAGCCUGCUUGAAGGAAAGCGUUCUGAACAAAAUAAGCUGAUUUUUGUGGGGGUUACGUCCCGUGUUAGGAGAAGUUUCUGUAAGACACUUAAAAGGUGAUGGUGCAUUUGGAUUUUUAAAUCGAUGUGGUUUCUGAGCUCUUUUGAUGUUUUUGACAGAAAAGUAAGUCGUUUUGAGGAAGAACAGCCAGUGUGCACUAACAAAAUAGAACUGGAAUUGUUCACAUACCUCUUUAGGUUUCUCGAGGCACUGAAAAUGAAAAUCUCUCUCCUGCUUAGUUGUACUGCGUUUUCAUUUAGACAGACACCAUUAGAUGGAGGAUGUGAAUGGUUAUUUAUUUAUAUUUUGCUGUGCUAACUCAAACCAAAUAAAUAGGAACGUUGUCACCUGAAGAUGGGGUUGGCAGAGAUGUGGCCAAAUUAUAGUAUCUCUUUGAGUUUAUUAAAUGAUGAGAAAUCUGCAGCUACCUCUAAAUUUUGUGUUUUUAUCUAGACAGUAACCGAGGAUAUGCCACUGCCAGGUGCCAUUUUCAUUAUUUGGAGUUUUAACUUAAAAAGUUAUGUGUUGGAGGUGGGUGGCAACAUCAUAUAUAGGCUUCAGCCAAAAUUCAGCAGUGCAGGCAGUCACAUCAUUCGUACAGAAACAAUAAAACCCUAUUUGCAAAGUCUACACUGUUCGAUCAGCUUAGUGCCAUGUAAGAAAUCCCAGUGCAAGGACUCUGCUAGCAUUUCACUGCCUGCAACAGAAACAGUAAACCCCUCUGUCAGCAUUUGAUUGGCAUAACUGCACAAUUUUUUAAUUUAAGAGGCAGAGAAAGAACUCCUAUUUGCCAAGUCGCCUCCCCCCCCUCUUAAAUACCUAUAAAGACCCCCAACUGGGGCUGAAGCUGGCCAGAAACUCAACCCAGGUUUCCGAUGUGUGAGUGGCAGGAUCCUAAUUACUUGAGCCAUCACUGCUGACUCCCAGGAUCCAUGUUAGCAGGAAGCUAGAGUUAGGAGCCAAAGCUAGAUAUUUAAUCCAGACGUGGGUCAUGGGCGUCUUAACCACCAGGUCACCUGCCUACCCCUAACUGCAAAAUUUGAUCUUCCUUCCAUAUUCAUAGAAGUAAUUGUCUAUUAAAACCACACACAGGGUCAGCAUUGUGUUGUAGUGGAUAAAGCCACUGGCUUUGAUGCUGGCAUCCCAUAUGGAUCCUGGUUCAAGUCUCGGCUGCUCUGCUUCCAAUCCAGCUCUCUGCUAAUGGCCUAGGAAACACAGCAGAAGAUAGCCCAAGUGUUUGAGCCCCUGCUGCUCACGUGGGAGACUUGAAUGACGCUCCUGACUCCUGGUUUUGGUCUGGCCCAACUCUGACCUUUGCAGUUAUCUUGGGAGUGAACCAACAGAUAGAAGAUCUGUCUCUGCCUUGCUCACUCUCUCUUUCAAAUAAACAAAUAAAUUUUUAAAAAACACACAGUGGCAAUUUUUAAAAACUUUGUUAUUUGGAAAUGUUGGAGAGAUUUGAGAUACUUAUCUAAGAGUUUAUUUUUAAGAUUCCAUUUGUUAUCUUGGUUAUUAGGGCUGGUGUGAAGAUGAUUCUUUUUAAAACUAUUUAUUUGAUAAUUAUUUUCCUCAAUGUUAAAUUUUCCCUGUGUUAAAUUACUGCCUAAUUACAAGAGAAUAGUUUUAAAAUUUUCUAACGUCGAUUAGGUCUCUGGUUUUUCAAUUAGAUCACUGUUAGUUGAACCUUUCAUAGCAUUGACUUCUCUGUGUCCUAUAGCCCAGUUUCCAGAUGGCAUGAAAUCAAUGACUUCAUUGUAAUGAAAAUUUAUAGUCACAUCAGCAAAUAUUUAUUGAGCAGCAAAGGUCUAGACACUGAGAGAGGCACAAAGAUCCAUAAAAUAGUCCCCGCUCUCAAAGAAUUCAUCCACUGUGUUCACAUAGCUGUGCAUCUGUGUAAGAGUGUACAUGUGUCACCAGUGACUCGUGUACUGCAUUCUUACAGUGUGCCAUUGCACUAAAUGCUUCUUGAAGUUUUUACACUUAAUGCUCACGGUAGUUCUGCUAGGUAAGUAUCAUUUCUCUUUUGUGAAUAAAGAAAUCCAGAGAAGACAAAUGGGUUACCCAUGUCACCAUUAAUACAGUAGAACAUCAGUGGCAUGGGCAUUUGAUGCAGCAGUUACGGCUCUGCUUGGGACACUCCAUCUCAUAUCAGUGUGUCUGGGUUUGGAUCCCACCUCCAGCUUCCUGCUAAUGCACACCAUGAGAGAGAGCAGGUGAUGGCUCAAGGAGUUGGGCUUCUGCUACCUACCUGGGUGACCCAAAUUGAGUUACCAGCUCCUGGGGUUAGCCUGGCCCACCCCCAGCUGUUGUAGGCAUCUGAGGAAUAAACCAGCAGAUGGAAGGUCUCUGUCUUCAUCUCUGUCUCUUUCAAACAAAUGAAAAUAAAAAUUUCUCAAAUAAUAAAAAGGCAGUAAUCACCAUUAGACAUAAAAAUGCAUUAGAACAGUAAAGCAUUGAAACUACUUGUAGAUCCAGGUCCCAUUAUGCACUGUCCUUUCUGCCCUAGUGGCUUGUUAGAUAAGCUGCUUGCUGUGCUUGGAUAGUAGACCCUCUGCAGCAUCGAGUUACAAGUGAUUGCUCUCAGGGCCAGCCCCACGCCUGUUGGUUAGCACACUAUCUACAGCCUGUUGCUGUGCGUCUUUGGAGGUGGUGAGGAGUAGGGAGCAGAAGCUUUUAUCACUCUUUAGAGAGCACUUUGUCACAGAGGUGAGGCAUGACAUAUUUAAAUGAUUGUCAUCUGUUUUUACCUCCAAGAAAGCAAAAAACUCAUCUCCAGAGAGUUCUGCAUCAUUCACCCAGAGAAAGGGGCGGUUCUAUGGCAGAUCGUAUUGUUUUUACUUUUUUUUUUUUUUUUUUUGACAGAGUGGACAGUGAGAGAGAGAGAGAAAGGUCUUCCUUUGGCCAUUGGUUCACCCUCCAAUGGCUGCCGUGGCCGGCGCACCGCGCUGAUCCGAUGGCAGGAGCCAGGUGCUUCUCCUGGUCUCCCAUGGGGUGCAGGGCCCAAGCACUUGGGCCAUCCUCCACUGCACUCCCAGGCCACAGCAGAGAGCUGGCCUGCAAGAGGGGCAACCGGGACAGAAUCCGGCGCCCCGACCGGGACUAGAACCCGGUGUUGCGGCGCCGCAAGGCGGAGGAUUAGCCUGUUGAGCCGCGGUGCUGGCCUGUUUUUACUUUUUAAAAAAAGUUUAUUCUCAUUGACUUGAAAAGCAGAGCAUACAAACAGAUCUUCCAUCCACUGGUUCAAUUGCCCAGAUGCCUACAAUAACCAAGGCUGGGCCAGGCUGAAGCCAGGAGCCAGGAACUCAUCUGGGUUCUCCCAUGGGGGUGGCAGGGGUCCAAGCACUUGAGCCAUCAUCUGCUGCUUCCCAGGGUGCAUCAGCAGCAACCUGGGUGAGAAGCAGUGAUGCUGGGACUCAGACUGGGCCCUCCGAUGUGGAAUGCUGGCGUCCCUGCUCAAGCCUGCCUGGUUUUGUUUUUUAGUGAGUUAUGAGUGCUGCCGCAGAAAGCUUUGGGGGUUAAAAUAUUGUCCUGACGAUUCCCAGAAUUAGCGAUAGACUGUGAAACUGUUAGAUUUUUUUUCUAGUUUGACUAUCCCCAAAAGUUUGAUGGGAGAUAACACUAGUUAAUCUUCUGAUUGGUGUGUUUUGAUCCUUAUAUCUCUAGUCAAAAUAAAGUUGUAAUACUAAGCAUCUAUAAGUAAAAACUCUCACAUAAUAAAGCAAAUAAAUUUUCAAGCUAUGGGGGAUAUUGAGAGGAGCGUACAAGAAUAAAUUGCAGUUAAGGUUUUGUAAGACAAGUUUAUUCAUUUAAAAGUAGUUAUAAAGAAUUGGUUGACUCUGUCAAUCUGCUUAAUAAUUUCUUAAAUAGAGUUCCUUUAUGCAAGAUCUGUCUGUGCGUGUCUGUUAUGUAAUGUGGUUCAGCAGGAGCAUUGCCAAAGUCUUCCUCAGUUGUUUUGUUUUGUUUUCUCCCUUAAUGCCUGAUGUCCAGACAUUGCUUUUCUCCUGUGCUUGUCUCUGGCUGAGAUGAUAGGAGACAGUGAUGAAGCUAGGAUAAUUUCAGAGAUGCCUGCCAUUGACUAGAACUGGGAUGAAGAAGUACAUUGCAGAGGUUAUCCUGUUGGUAACGGGUGCAUUCCUUGUGAUAGAACAACAGGGGAGAAUGAGAGCUAUUGGAAAAUUACCAACAACUCUGCUUUCACUUUUCUCAGAGGAAGGAGAAAUAUGCAAGAUUUCUCAUGGUUCAGCCUGUUAAUAAGUUGUUCAACUGAGCCUGCCACAGCUGAGCAGAAGACCCGACUUAAUAUUAAGAUUGCAUUAUUUUUAAAAAGAUAACAUUUUAAUUCAUUUCAAUUGCAUUUUUAUGUAAACCAUGACUGUUGAAUUAGGAUCAGACAGAGCAGUAAUUAGGCCAGAGACCUAAUUUGAUCAGAACACGAAUUAGGCCAGGGUAUUAAUGUAAAACAGCUGUCUGUCGGAUUACACUCCUAGUGUGGGCCUAGAAGGGACCCCAGAGGUCAUCUCAUCCAGCGAUUGUGAAUGCCAGGGUCUCCGUGUCUUCUUGCAGGGGCUGGGGGUAAGGAGAUGGAAACAGCAAAGAGCACGCAUCCUCGAGCACAGCGGGCCCACUCCUUCCUGCUGUGAGACUCCCCUGACUAAAGGGGCUGCCAUUCCUCUGUCCCCAUCAUUCCCAAGGGCUGGCUGGAACGUGAGAGUGGAGGCGUCCCCUCCGGUCCGCCCUGCUGUUCCGGACCCAGGUGCUUGCAUCUUGUCCAGAUGGGAGCCACACCUGUUAGGGUUAGAGCCAGGCUGGAGCCAAGGCACGGGGCUUCCUGUCCCUAGAUAGUGUUUAGGGAAGGAAACAUCUCUCCACCCCUAAAGGAGUAUCUGUUUCUUCUUGUUAUCCGAGUUUUAAUUGUUUUUCCAGCCCUCAAAUUCCUGCUAGGAAGAAGGUGUGAAAGCUGCUAGUUUCCAAAUAGGAUAUAUUUGAAUGUGACAUCUCACUUUUAGUUGGGUAGUGUUGUAUCUGCUUGUAGCGACUUGUUUUGAAAUUUGGUAGCAUAAUCUCUAAGUGUGAUUGUUUUCAUUUUAGUUUAAUGAGCGUCCCUCAGCCUUCCCUGUUUACCUUUAGUUUUUAAUCAUGGAGAGGAAACAACCCACACCCUUUUAACUGUAUGAAUUCCAGUUACAGAUUAUCAACUAAAAGGUAACUUUGUUUACUCUGAUGUUCGCUUGGAUAUCUACCUAUUUAGCAUCUGUAGUGUUGAUUUUUGAAUGCAGUCUGCAAUAUCCUUUUUUAGUGUGUGGACCCACAGUUGUGUUUGAAGAUCAAAUUUCUAUCAACAUAAAUAGGAUGUUUCUGAAGCGCAUUUAUUUAGGAAAAGGAAAGAAUGGGAACUAAUGAAAAAGGCUUACAGCAGGAAGACCUAGAAAUAAAAAUCAUUUGUAUUUCUCCUGUUUCCUCUUCUUCUGAAAAGUAAUUCAAACAAAUAUAAAAUAUUUCACAAAUUUUUAUUUCACAAAUGAUUUUACCAAAUUGUAGUUGAAAAAAGGUCCAGUUUUUAGGAUGUGAAAAAGAAGUAUAAUGUGAUUGUGUUCUUAACGAAGUGUGGAAUUUUACUAGACUUCUAAUGUCUGUCUUGGUAUUACACUGGAGUUAGCAUUUUUACCAUUGUGCACUCAUUUCUGUAAGAGCUAUGAAAAUGUUUAGGAAUAAUUUAUUUGUGGAAAGUAGAAUUCAGAAGGUAUCAGCAAUAUAGAAUCCUAAUGGUAAUUGUGCAUACUGUAUUUUAAUGAUUUUUAUGCCAGUUUAUUUUCUGUAAUUCUUACAUUUUAUAAAUCAAACCUUAGUAUACUUCCACUAGAAAUUAAUUUAUAAUUAUUUAUACUGGAUGAAGUAGCAGAUCAUGUUUAGUAUUAAUCUACUCAGAUUAACUGAACUUUUAUAUCUAUGAUCCAUAUAUUACAACUUUUUAAAUAGCGUUUAUAACAAAAGAACUUUUGUUUUAUAAAGCAUUUGUUACAAAAAGAAACUUGCCAAAAACCAUUACAAUUUCUAUGCAUUGUGUAAUUUUCAGUGAUGUCAUUGUUGAGAUUUUGCAUGUUGUUCAAGGUGCUCUUUCGUAUGUGUGUUCGUGGUGUUUCUGUGGAACCGUUAACCAUUGCUGCUAUCACUUGUUGUAGUUAAACUGGAAAACUGUGCUAAAAGGCUGUGCCAGCCAGCAUUUGUACGUGCGACUUGAGAAAGUAUGUAUUUCGUUACGAUUUUGAGCCAGCCCUUAAUGGCCUCUACAGAAGGAAAUAUUGUAGUUGUCACAUGGUGCCAGACUUGAAUAUCCUGUUUUCUGUAUGUCAUUCCGGGCAAGUCAGCUUUUCUUCUAUGCUUUCCCAACUCUUUGCUGUAUCAGCGAAGUAUCUGCAAUUAGAGAAGGAAAGCAAGAAUUCUGAACUUUUCCAGUGCUCCCUCCCCUAGAAUUGAAAACAUUUCUUCCCUCUUGAUAUUUGAGUACCUUACAGAAAACCCAAUAGAAUGACAAUGGAGCAGCACAGUUUCCCUUGAACUGGAUAUUUUUAGGCUGAACAGUGUAACAUCAGAGGACUACGAGGUACAUGGAAUUGUUUUUGAUGGUUAUUCAUGGCUUAUUGUUUGAAUUGCAUUGAAUACUUAGUAAUUUUAUAUUAUUUAUAAGGGAUCAUUGAAACAUCCCAAAUGGGAUGCAUGGUCAGCAUCUGCCUAAACUUAGUUACAUGCCACUUGACUACUGGGGGUUUGUCUUGUGCACCUGUCAGGUUUCCCAUCUUGCCCAGCAAUUCUAAACAAAUUCUGAAAGUAGAGAGAGGAAAUGUUUUCAAUGGAUUCACUGUAGCACGCUUUGUUGAAAUUCAUCAUGGAGGAAAUAGUAUACUUUAUGCUCUUAAAAUGGAGGGUCAGUGGUCAUAGAAUGUUAAGAAGGCUGCUUGCUGAAGAGCCUUCUCAGACCGACACACCAAGCUCCUCACUGCACAGAGGGUUUCUUUCUGCCGGUUCAGUGGGUUUAUAAUUACAAGAUUGUUUUAAUAAAGGAAUAAUCUCCCAAGUUACAUGGAGGCUCUUUGUGGGACUGUCAGACACAUAGCGACAGCCAGUGCUGUAUUUGAACACAUUGCUGUGGAAAUUACCAAUUAAUUUUAAGAACAUGAACACUAAUUCAUUCAGGCCUCUGCCAUUUCUUUGCUUUAAAGCAGAAGAAAGGCAGAUUUCAACUGUGAGCCUUUUCUACAGACUAUGCUUUAAACAUUUGCUCCUCAAUGAGAUGAUAAAGCAAUAAAACGGAAAUUCAAUUAUGUUUAUCUGAUGAAAUCCUGCUUUUGUCCAUUAUCCUCCAGAGUCACAAAGAUUCCUACAUCAGGUUUUCAGGUAGAGCCUUUGUACCCAGAAUUCCUUUUAUACUUUGGCCACCAAAGACUGGGCAUGGAUCCUGAUACUACCAAUUUCUAGUAGAUAACAACGGGUGAGUUUGUUUCAAUCCUGCUCUUGGAUUUGUUUCCCACCUUUGGGUCUUCUGUAUGUUUUGUGUGUCUGUCCUGAGGCCUUUAUGCCUAGGAUAGUUUUUUAAAUAAUACUACUCAUUAGGUUUCUAAUUUAUAGUUUCUAGUUUCCCCCAGGAUCACAGGUCUUCACUACUAAAGUUAGACGGAUUUGCCACGUUAGCCCAUGGGUGAGUGAAAGUUUGUGCUUCAUAAUACGAAACUGUAACUACAACCCCAUAGGCCUAAAAACUGGGGAGAGAACGAAUGGGAGCAUUUUGAAUUCAAUAGAAUCACCAUGUAAGCAUGACUCCUGUAUCUGUUAAAAAUGAAGAACUCUAGUGGUUCAGCAGAACGAAAGGUGUAUUCAACUCCAAUAAGGUCUUCCAUUUCUUCUGAUGACGAAUGUUUUUAAGGUUCCUUUUACCCUAACCACUUAGAAGUUAACUGGGAGUAAAAAGUUACAUUUACAAAGUUUUCCACUACAAUUUAAGAUCCAGCAUUUGUUUAGAGAUACGAUAACUGCAACCAACACUUAGAAGAAAAUUUAUGAAAAAAGUACUGUACAAUUCUUUGAGAAUGCAUCUUACUUUCUCUCCUUACUUAAUAGAUUGUCAUUUUUAUUUAGCUUUUCUGGCCUCUUGCCUUUUAACUGAUUUAUAUGAAAAAAGCGCAUACUCCUUUUUCAUCCAUUCAUAUUUUAGGACUUUUUUUUAAGCUGCUACAAUUAUAAUUUGGGAAAGAGAGAGAUGAACUAAAAUGGAGAGAAGCUUCUUUUAAUAUGUUCCAGUGUGUGACUCUGAUGCUCUCGGCCAGGUCAUCCUCUGCCGGUGACGUUGGUGGGAACGUGUAGAACUCUUUGUUAUUAAGAGUAAAUACUGCUGGUUUCAUUUUUAUUUUGCUGCUCACUGAUCUUUUACACUAAGAUGUUUUCAAUUUUAUCAACUCGCUGUUUUGGCUUCAUAUUUGUGUACUUGUGCUCUAAAUAAAAUUCUAGUUUUAUGUCUCA
This is a messenger RNA of Oryctolagus cuniculus (rabbit), 13712 nucleotides long. The record is from RefSeq and is a predicted model, not a curated record. Lineage: Eukaryota; Metazoa; Chordata; Mammalia; Lagomorpha; Leporidae.